UGGCCCCCCACCAAGAGGCUGAAGACCAACCUCUGCAACAACGGCAAGGAGCAGCGAGUGGAAGAGGACCAGACCCGAGAGCAAAUGGUUUCCGAAGUUACAAACAACAGUGGGAGUCUUGAAGACAGCUGUUUGUCCUGCGGGAGGAGAAAUCCGGCCACCUUCCACCCGCUCUUCGAGGGGGGCCUCUGCCAGACAUGCUAGGAUAGAUUCCUGGAGCUCUUCUACAUGUACGAUGAAGAUGGCUACCAGUCCUACUGCACCGUCUGCUGCGAAGGCAAGGAGCUGCUGCUCUGCAGCACUGCCAGCUGCUGCCGGGGGGCCCCGUGCUUCUGUGUGGAGUGUCUGGAGGUGCUGGUGGGGCGAGGGACAUCGGCCAAGGCAAAAGAGCAGGAGCCCUGGAACUGCUACAUGUGCCAGCCCCAGAGGAGCUAUGGCGUGCUGCUGCGCCGGCAGGACUGGAACACCCGCCUGCAGGACUUCUUCACCAGCGACAAGGGACAGGAAUACGCUGCACCCAAAAUCUACCCAACAGUCCCACCAGCAAAGAGGAGACCUAUUCGAGUGCUCUCUUUAUUCGAUGGUAUAGCAACAGGGUACCUGGUGCUGAAGGACUUGGGCAUCCAAGUGGAGAAGUACAUUGCCUCGGAGAUCUGCGAAGACCCCAUUGCUGAGGGCACCAUGCGGCAUGAGGGCAACAUCACCUACGUGCAUGACGUCAGGAACAUAACCAAGAGAAACAUCGAGGAGUGGGGUCCUUUUGACCUGGUGAUCGGUGGAAGCCCCUGUAACGACCUCUCCCUUGUCAGUCCAGCCAGGAAGGGGCUAUAUGAAGGAACCGGGAGGCUGUUCUUCGAGUUCUACCACCUGCUCAACUACGCCCGUCCCAAGGCGGGAGAGGAACGCCCCUUCUUCUGGAUGUUCGAGAACGUGGUGGCCAUGAGGGUCAACGACAAGAGGGACAUUUCUCGGUUUCUGGAGUGUAACCCAGUUAUGAUUGAUGCUAUCAAGAUAACAGCUGCCCACCAAGCGCGCUACUUCUGGGGUAACCUUCCAGGGAUGAACAGGAUCUUCGGCUUCCCCCUCCACUACACGGACGUCUCCAACAUCGGCCGCGGGCUCGCUCGCCAGAAGCUGCUGGGGAGAUCGUGGAGCAUCCCCGUCAUCCAGCACCUCUUUUCCCCGCUCAAGGAUUACUUUGCCUGUGAAUAG
This is a messenger RNA of Cariama cristata (Red-legged seriema), 1212 nucleotides long. RefSeq names its product DNA (cytosine-5)-methyltransferase 3B-like. Gene Ontology annotation, biological process: negative regulation of transcription by RNA polymerase II. The record is from RefSeq and is a predicted model, not a curated record. Lineage: Eukaryota; Metazoa; Chordata; Aves; Cariamiformes; Cariamidae. Gene Ontology annotation, cellular component: nucleus. Gene Ontology annotation, molecular function: DNA binding; DNA (cytosine-5-)-methyltransferase activity, acting on CpG substrates.